Homarus americanus (American lobster) is the source of this 501-nucleotide messenger RNA. RefSeq names its product glycine, alanine and asparagine-rich protein-like. Lineage: Eukaryota; Metazoa; Arthropoda; Malacostraca; Decapoda; Nephropidae. Bases 1 to 501 code for a protein of 166 amino acids. The transcript has a single exon. The record is from RefSeq and is a predicted model, not a curated record.
AUGAAUGUGGACGAAAAGGGUGUGGACGAAAUGGGUGUGGACGAAAUGGGUGUGGACGAAAUGGGUGUGGACGAAAUGGGUGUGGACGAAAUGGGAGGACGAAAUGGGUAUGGACGAAAUGGAUGGACAGUGGACGAAAUGGGAGUGGACGAAAUGGGUAUGGACGAAAUGGGUGGACAUGGGUAUGGACGAAAUGGGAGUGGACGAAAUGGGAUGGACGAAAUGGGGUGGACGAAAGUGGACGAAAUGGAUGGACGAAAUGGGAGUGGACGAAAUGGGAGUGGACGAAAUGGGUAUGGACGAAAUGGGAGUGGACGAAAUGGGAGUGGACGAAAUGGGUAUGGACGAAAUGGGAGUGGACGAAAUGGGAGUGGACGAAAUGGGUAUGGACGAAAUGGGAGUGGACGAAAUGGGAGUGGACGAAAUAAGUGUGGACGAAAUGGGAGUAGACACAAAAAUAGAGUAAAAUCAAUCGUUUACAAUGGUCUAUCAUGCACCUAG